This is a messenger RNA of Cokeromyces recurvatus, 824 nucleotides long. Its product is annotated as Mob1/phocein. Gene Ontology annotation, cellular component: nucleus; cytoplasm. The coding region runs from base 245 to 793 and encodes 182 amino acids. The record is from RefSeq and is a predicted model, not a curated record. NCBI's taxonomy places the organism in Eukaryota, Fungi, Mucoromycota, Mucoromycetes, Mucorales, Mucoraceae. The transcript has 4 exons. Gene Ontology annotation, molecular function: protein kinase activator activity. Gene Ontology annotation, biological process: positive regulation of protein phosphorylation; cell division; signal transduction.
GGAAGACAGUAAUAGUGUAAAUACAAGUAAAAUAUUAACCCUUCUUCUUCUCCCCCUUCUCUCUCUCUCUUUUUUUUUCUCUCCUCUCUUAACACAUAUAAUAAUUAGCUUUGGUAAAAAGGGAAAUAAGACAUCAAAACAUAAAUCAGCAUCUUCGUCAUCGUCAUCUUUAGCAACCAACAAUAGUAAUUAUUCACAGCAUCAACCAAAACCAUUAUAUUUAUCUCACUUUAAUGUAAAUAAUAUGCUUGUGAGGGGCAAUUUUAAGACCAUUACGGAAUUACCGAGAUAUGUUGACAUUAAUGAAUGGCUAGCAUUUCAUGCAUUUGAAUUCUUUAAUCAUAUAAACUUAUUUUAUGGAUCUAUUACCUAUUUUUGUACUUCUCAGACAUGUCCAACAAUGUCUGCUGGUCCAGGCAUUGAAUAUACAUGGUCAGAUUCUAUAUCAAAAAAAGUGAGAUUACCAGCUCCUCAAUACAUUGAUUAUAUGACAAGCAGUUUACAAAGUAUUCUGGAUGAUGAAUCCGUUUUUCCAACCAAAGCAGGGUCCGAUUUUCCACGUGAAUUACCUUCGAUUGUGAAAAAAAUGUUUAGUCAAAUGUUUAAAUUGUUUGCACAUAUUUAUCAUGAGCAUUAUGAUAAAGUAUUAUGUCUAAAUGAAGACCCACAUUUCAAUUCUCUUUUUGCUCAUUUUAUAUCUUUUGCAAGGGAAUUUGAUUUACUUGAUAAAAAGGAAGUCCAGCCUUUAAGUGAGCUUAUUGAUAUUAUGUUGAAGAAUGGUGUCAUUUGUUAAUAAAUAAACCCUUUUAUUUUUUUUGUUUUUA